AUGUCCUACCCGAAUCGUUAUGGCCGUGGCAUGGCCGCAUCCUACGGCACCGUGCAGCUUCCCGUUGGUUGGCAGAUGGCGUACUCUGCAGAGGGAGACCCAUACUACAUUGAUCACAACACCCGCACGACGCACUGGCAGAUCCCUGCGGAGGUGCUGCAGCGAAUGAACCAAGGACAAAUGUAUCGUGGACGCGUUCGACGUGGCAUUGACCGUACCAAACUAAAGACAAAGAUGUGCAUGAAUAUCCAACGUGGUGGUGUUUGCAACUGGGGUGAUAACUGCGCCUUUGCCCAUAGCUCUGAGGAGCUCACCGCAGUUCCACACGUUGGAAACCACCGCGGGGGGGAUGGAACUUCUUACCGUAUGCGAGCGGCCGCCAGCAACAGCAAUAACUUAAGCGAUAAUAACAGCCCGAAUAACGGCAACAACACCCCUAAUUGCGCGGAGUUGCAGCCGCAGGAAAAACAGCCACAGCAGCAAGCCGUUCCACCACAGCCGCAGGCGACGCCUGUUCAGCAGCAGUGA
Molecule: messenger RNA, 528 nt
Organism: Trypanosoma rangeli
Lineage: Eukaryota; Euglenozoa; Kinetoplastea; Trypanosomatida; Trypanosomatidae
Product: zinc finger protein 2
Exons: 1
Coding region: 1-528 (175 amino acids)
Biological process (GO): regulation of cell population proliferation; hippo signaling; apoptotic process
Molecular function (GO): metal ion binding; protein binding; molecular adaptor activity
Source: RefSeq, a predicted model, not a curated record